AUGGUGGUCACUCCCAAAUUGUAUCCGCGGGCAACAGUCAAGCGCAUCGUGAAAGCCCAUUCGAAGCGCAAUAUAUCCAAAAACGCUGAUAUCUUGAUAUUCCUGGACUAUAUGCUAUUCAUGCAAGAAUUGAUGCGCGAGGCCUCUAUCCGGGCGAGGAGAGGUGGGGAGAAAGUUAUCUCGGCCAGAAGCGUCAGAAAGGUAACCGAGGGUACCCUGAGGAAAUUCAAAGGGUGA
Molecule: messenger RNA, 237 nt
Organism: Histoplasma mississippiense
Lineage: Eukaryota; Fungi; Ascomycota; Eurotiomycetes; Onygenales; Ajellomycetaceae
Exons: 4
Coding region: 1-237 (78 amino acids)
Biological process (GO): mitotic cell cycle; kinetochore assembly; chromosome segregation
Cellular component (GO): kinetochore; nucleoplasm
Molecular function (GO): protein heterodimerization activity
Source: RefSeq, a predicted model, not a curated record